UAGCCACCUAAGUGACCUAGGAAACAAAAUCCUCUGACACUACUAAAAGCCCCACACAAAAAUAGUACUACUUACUAGGAGAAGUAAAAACUCGGGUCACUUUGCCAUCAUCUUCUACUACUGUGUACUUGCCGACCCAUUCUUGAUUUUGAUGGCUUCUUUGACUUUGCCUUCGUCUUCUUCUACUAAAAACAGUCGUCUUUCUUCUUGUUUUUAUUCUUCUUGCUCGUCCCUCAGUUGCAGGAACUUCGUUCCUAAACAAACACGGGGUCCCAACUACAUCAAUUGUGAAAUCAAUGAACCAGCAAAUGAGAAGCCUAUUGUGCCAAUCAUUAAUGAUGAGACACUUCCAACAUUCUUGCAAGCCAAACGCCUACAGAAUGCAGUUGACAGAAACUAUAACAAGCUGAAACCAAAGCUGAAGAUAUUUUCUGGAACCGCAAAUCCUUCACUUUCUCAGGAAAUUGCUUGGAACAUGGGGCUUGAACUAGGAAAGGUCAACAUCAAGCGCUUUGCUGAUGGUGAAAUUUAUAUCCAGUUGCAAGAGAGUGUUCGAGGAUGUGAUGUUUUCUUGAUUCAGCCCACUUGCCCUCCAGCCAAUGAAAACCUCAUGGAGCUUUUGGUGAUGGUAGAUGCAUGCCGAAGGGCUUCAGCCAAAAAUAUCACUGCGGUGAUUCCAUAUUUUGGAUAUGCCAGAGCUGAUAGGAAGACACAAAGUCGUCAAUCCAUUGCUGCCAAAUUGGUUGGGAACAUUAUAACAGAAGCAGGUGCAGAUCGUGUUCUAGCUUGUGAUCUCCACUCUGGGCAAUCCAUGGGUUAUUUUGACAUUCCAGUGGACCAUGUAUACUGUCAGCCUGUUAUCCUUGAUUACCUUGCUAGCAAGAAGAUUUCUUCCAAUGAUCUAGUGGUGGUCUCUCCUGAUGUUGGGGGAGUUGCUAGAGCACGUGCUUUUGCAAAAAAGUUAGCUGCACCUUUAGCCAUUGUCGAUAAAAGACGCCAGGAGCAUAAUAUUGCUGAGGUCAUGAACCUGAUUGGUGAUGUUAAAGGAAAAGUUGCAGUCAUGGUGGAUGACAUGAUUGACACAGCAGGGACUAUUUCCAAAGGUGCAGCACUUUUGCACGAGGAGGGAGCAAGGGAAAUUUAUGCAUGUUGUACACAUGGUGUUUUCAGCCCCCCUGCAGUUGAAAGGUUGUCAAGUGGCCUAUUUCAAGAGGUUAUCACCACAAACACAAUUCCAGUGAUGGACAAAAAUUAUUUCCCUCAGCUGACAGUUCUUUCAGUUGCAAACCUUCUUGGUGAAACAAUUUGGCGCGUACAUGGUGCUUGUUCUGUGAGUAGCAUUUUUCAGUAGGUAGGAGUAAAUUUUUCCAUGGUAUUUCGACAGGUGUUUUUCCUUAUAGCUAAAUAGAAACUAUAACAUUUUCACAGCAUUUUACUCUUUAAGUUAAAUUAGUAGGAUUAAGGUAGCCAUGUGCUUGGGACUUGACCUCCUCAUUUUGCUGUGUUUUUUUCUUUUAGUGCAUGCAAAGAAAUUGAUCAAAUGGGACCAGAUAGGGAAGUAUUGGGAGAAUGAUGUUAAUGGGAUGUGCAAUGAAUACAUUUCAGGAAAUUGUUUCUCUGUUUUUUUUUUUUUUUUUUUGGGGGUAAACUGGCGCUUUUUUUAUUACUUUAUCCUUCCGCAAAUACAGCAACAAAGACAUCUAACAGAAACAUAACUCAGAACUUCCUAUGUAUCUCUUCCUUCUUCCUAUGCCUCUCCUAUUUUAUGCUAUUCAUUUUAAGUAUCGUCCUCCCUAUACAGAUUGACUAUCCAAUCCUUCCCUUUGUUUGAUCUCCCAUUUGCCACAUUUUCCAUAACUUUGAUGCUGCAUUCCUGUUGUACCUUUGCAAUCAAUUUCUGUGGUAGAGUUACUUUAUUGUCCCAUAGGGCUUCAUUUCUAGUUUUCCAGAUGUCGUAUACUAGUGCUGUUAGAACUGCCAUGAUGAACUCCCUGCAUUUUCUACCUUGUGCUUUCCUUAUCAUCCUCUUCCAUAACCCCACUCCUUCCCUGUUGUGUAUAUUGAUCUUCAUCCAUUGUAGGAUCCCAUCCAGGCAAGUGCUUGAGAGGUGACAUUCAAAAAACAAGUGAGCAGUUGUCUCUACAGCAUUGCCACAUACUACACAGAGGUAAUCUUGGGAGAUGCCAAAUCUGAACAAUCUUUCUUUGAUCUGCAGCCUUUGAUGGAUUGCUAGCCAAGCAGCUAUGUUUUGGUAUAUUCAUCUUACGCCAUAUCCAUCUCCUCCAUGCCUGUUCCUCUAGUGUUUUCCUGGGCCAUUUGUAUCCACUAUCUACUGUGUAUUUCCCAGCUGCUUCUAACCAUCCAUUUUGCACGUAUCCAGCAUUCAUCUUUUCCCUUAUUGCAUAGAUCUUCUUCCAAUACCAACUGCAGUCUGUAGGGGGUAUGUAUUCUCUCCAUGGUGUCUCUUUCAGAUAAAUGUGGUUGAUCCACUUAACCCAUAGGUUAUCAGCUUUCAUUGCAAUAUUCCACACAUGCUUGCCUACAGCACCAUCAUUCCAUGUCAAUCCAUCCAAAAUUCCUAGACCUCCUUCUUACCUGUCUACACACUAGGUCCCAUGCUACUAGAGGAACCUUGUUUGUAUUUUCUGUACCUCCCCAUAAGAAACUUCUACAUAUGGCAUUGAUACUCUUCAUCACUUUCCUUGGUAGUAUGAACAUGGAAGCCCAGUAUGAAUGCAUGUGCAUCUACACUGAGUUUAUCAGCUACACCCUGCCUGCAUAUGAUAAAUUCCUUGUGCCCCAUGAUUUGAUCAUGAUGCUCAGUUUCUCUAUUAAAACUUCACAGUCUAUGGCAUUUAGUUUCUUUGAAGAGAUGGGCACUCCUAGGUACUUAAAUGGCAAGCUGCCUCUUUUGUAGCCAGUUAAGUCACACAGGUCCUGCACGUCCUGCUGGGUCAUGUUUGCAGUAUAUAUAUUAGACUCUGAGGCAAUUGUAGCUAGUCCUGAUGCAUUUGUUAAUGAUUUUGACCCUCUUAACAUCCA
Molecule: messenger RNA, 3042 nt
Organism: Lycium barbarum (goji berry)
Lineage: Eukaryota; Viridiplantae; Streptophyta; Magnoliopsida; Solanales; Solanaceae
Product: ribose-phosphate pyrophosphokinase 1-like
Exons: 8
Coding region: 152-1351 (399 amino acids)
Biological process (GO): 5-phosphoribose 1-diphosphate biosynthetic process; ribonucleoside monophosphate biosynthetic process; purine nucleotide biosynthetic process
Cellular component (GO): cytoplasm; ribose phosphate diphosphokinase complex
Molecular function (GO): ribose phosphate diphosphokinase activity; magnesium ion binding
Source: RefSeq, a predicted model, not a curated record